AUGAAAUGGAAUGGGAGGGCCCUUCCAUUGCAGGGAGAUAGGCCCUUUGGACAAAUGUUGAUGUGGAAUGGGAGGGCCCAACCAUUGCUAAUGCUCUUAGGGGUGGCAAAAUGGGUAGCGGUUUAUCAUCCUAUUUUGAUCUAUUUAGUGAUCAGUUCGCUAGUUUCUUUGAUUCCACUCGGUCUUCCUUUUCCAUUUUCUUCCAAUAGUUCGACCUAUCCAGAAAAAUUGUCGGCCCACGAAUGUGGUUUCGAUCCUUCCGGUGAUGCCAGAAGUCGUUUUGAUAUACGAUUUUAUCUUGUUUCCAUUUUAUUUAUUAUUUCCAUUUUAUUUAUUAUUCCUGAUCCGGAAGUCACCUUUUCCUUUCCUUGGGCAGUACCUCCCAACAAGAUUGAUCCCUUUGGAUCUUGGUCCAUGAUGGCCUUUUUAUUGAUUAGAUUGAUCCCUUUGGAUCUUGAUCCAUGA
Messenger RNA from Salvia hispanica, 465 nucleotides. The record is from RefSeq and is a predicted model, not a curated record. Lineage: Eukaryota; Viridiplantae; Streptophyta; Magnoliopsida; Lamiales; Lamiaceae.